UCGCAGGCUGUUUGCGUCAUCGCGCCACGCCACCAUUAGAGCCGGGGGAAGAUGGCGGCAGCCGUUCUUAGCGGGCCCUCUGCGGGCUCCGCGGCUGGGGUUCCGGGCGGGACUGGGGGUCUCUCAGCCGUCAACUCGGGCCCACGUCUUCGCCUGCUGUUACUGGAGAGCGUGUCUGGGUUGCUGCAGCCCCGAGCGGGGUCCGCAGUCGCUUCAGUUCAUCCUCCAGCCCGCUCGGCCCCACAUUUGCCCGGGCUCAUGUGCCUCCUGCGGCUGCAUGGGACGGUGGGCGGGGCCCAGAACCUGUCAGCUGUUGGGGCAUUGGUGGGUCUCAGCAAUGCACGUCUUGGUUCUAUCAAAACCCGAUUUGAGGGCCUCUGUCUGCUGUCCCUACUGGUCGGGGAGAGCCCCACAGAGAUGUUCCAGCAGCAUUGUGUCUCUUGGCUUCGGAGCAUUCAGCAGGUCUUGCAGUCCCAGGACCCACCCCCCACAAUGGAGUUGGCGGUAGCUGUCCUGAAGGACCUGCUCCGAUAUGCUGCCCAGCUUCCUACGCUGUUCCGGGAAAUCUCCAUGAACCACCUUCCUGGCCUUCUCACCUCCCUGCUUGGCCUCAGACUAGAGUGUGAGCUUUCAGCUCUGGAGGGCAUGAAGGCUUGCAUGACUUACUUUCCUCGGGCAUGUGGUUCUCUCAAAGGCAAGCUGGCCUCAUUUUUCCUGUCGCGAAUAGAUGCCCUGAGCCCUCAACUCCAGCAGUUGGCAUGCGAGUGUUAUUCCAAGCUGCCCUCUCUAGGGGCUGGUUUUUCCCAGGGCUUGAAGCAUACUGAGAGCUGGGAGCAGGAACUGCACAACCUGUUGACCUCCCUGCACAGCCUUCUGGGGGCCCUGUAUGAGGGAGCAGAAGCAGUUCCCAUGCAGCAUGAAGGCCCUGGAGUCGAGAUGCUGCUCUCUCCCUCUGAAGAUGGCGAUGCCCAUGUCCUUCUCCGGCUCCGGCAGAGGUUUUCUGGACUGGCCCACUGCCUGGGGCUCAUGCUUAGCUCUGAGUUUGUGGCCCCUGUGUCCGUCCCUGUGCAGGAAAUCCUCGAUGUCAUCUGCCGGACCCUCAGCAUUAGUGCCAAGAACAUCAGCUUGCUUGGAGAUGGUCCCCUCCGGUUGCUCCUUCUCCCUUCUAUCCACCUUGAAGCCUUGGACCUGCUGUCUGCUCUCAUCCUUGCGUGUGGAAGCCGGCUCCUGCGCUUUGGAUCCCUGAUCAUCCGUCUGCUGCCCCAGGUCCUCAACGCCUGGAGCAUUGGUCGAGACAACCUCUCUCCAGGCCAGGAGAAGCCUUACAGCACUCUGAGGACCAAGGUGUAUACUGUUUUAGAGCUUUGGGUGCAGGUGUGUGGCGCUUCGGCAGGAAUGCUUCAGGGAGGUGCCCCAGGAGAGGCCCUGCUCACCCACCUGCUCAGUGACAUCUCCCCUCCAGCCGACACCCUUAAACUGCGCAGCCCCCGAGGGAGUCCUGAUGGAGGUUUGCAGACAGGGAAGCCCAGUGCUCCCAAGAAGCUAAAGCUGGAUAUGGGCGAGGCCAUGGCCCCACCCAGCCACCGGAAAGGGGACAGCAAUGCCAACAGUGACGUGUGUGCAGCUGCGCUGAGAGGCCUCAGCCGGACCAUCCUCAUGUGUGGGCCUCUCAUCAAGGAGGAAACUCACAGGAAACUGCAUGAUUUGGUCCUGCCCCUGCUCAUGGGGUUCCAGCAGGGUGACGUCUUAGGCACCUCCCCAUAUACCAGCUCCCGCUGCCGCCAGGAGCUCUACCGCCUGCUGCUGGCUCUGCUGCUGGCGCCUUCUCCCCGCUGCCCUCCUCCCCUCACCUGUGCCCUGCAAGCCUUCUCCCUUGGCCAGAGAGAGGACAGCCUUGAGGUCUCCUCUUUCUGCUCAGAAGCACUGGUGACGUGUGCAGCUCUAACUCACCCUCGGGUCCCUCCCCUGCAGCCCAUGGGCUCCACCUGCCCCACACCUGCACCGGUUCCCCCUCCUGAGGCCCAGUCUCCAUUCAGAGCUCCACCUUUCCACCCCCCAGGCCCCAUCCCCUCAGCAGGCCCUAUGCCCUCGGCGGGCCCUGUGGCCUCAACGGCUCCCAUGCCCUCAGCAGCUCCCAUGCCCUCUGCAGGCCCGAUGCCUUCAGUGGGUCCAAUGCCCCCAACACGUCCUGGACCUCCAGCGACAGCAAACCACUUAGGUCUAUCUGUCCCAGGUCUGGUGUCCGUUCCUCCCCGGCUUCUUCCCGGCGCAGAGAAUCACCGGGCAGGCUCAAAUGAGGACCCCGUCCUUGCUCCUAGUGGCACCCCUCCACCGAUACCCUCAGAUGAAACUUUUGGGGGGAGAGUGCCCAGACCAGCCUUUGUUCACUACGAUAAGGAGGAGGCAUCAGAUGUGGAGAUCUCCUUGGAGAGCGACUCUGAUGACAGUGUGGUGAUUGUGCCUGAAGGGCUGCCACCCCUGCCACCCCAGCCCCCCUCAGGUGCCACGCCACCCCCUGUAGCUCCAGCUGGACCCCCGGCAGCCUCCCCUCCUGUGCCAGCCAAGGAAGAGCCCGAAGAGCUUCCUGCAGCCCCAGGGCCUCUCCCUCUACCUCCACUCCCACCAGUUCCUGGCCCAGUGACACUCCCACCACCCCAGUUGGUCCCUGAAGGGACUCCUGGUGGGGGAGGAGCCACCGCCAUGGAAGAAGAUUUGACAGUCAUUAAUAUCAACAGCAGUGAUGAGGAGGAGGAGGAGGAGGAGGAGGAGGAAGAAGAGGAAGAGGAGGAGGAAGAAGAAGAGGAAGAGGAAGACUUCGAGGAAGAGGAAGAGGAUGAAGAAGAGUAUUUCGAAGAGGAAGAAGAAGAAUUUGAGGAGGAAUUUGAGGAAGAGGAGGGUGAAUUAGAGGAAGAAGAGGAAGAAGAAGAAGAUGAAGAGGAGGAGGAGUUGGAGGAGGUGGAAGAGUUGGAGUUUGGCUCUGCAGUGGGGGAGGCAGAAGAAGGUGGGCCUCCAGCCCCAAGCCUGCCCGCAGCUCUGCCACCAGCAGAGUCCCCCAAGGUGCAGCCUGAGCCUGAGCCCGAACCCGGGCUGCUGCUGGAGGUGGAGGAGCCGGGUGCAGAGGAGGAGCAAGGGGCCGAGAUGGCCCCCACGCUAGCCCCCGAGGUACUCCCCUCACAGGGUCAGGCGGAGAGGGAAGCGGGAAGCCCACCGGCCAGCUCCCCACCCCCCCAGGAGCUUGUUGAAGAGGAACCCUCUGCUCCCCCAGCCUUGCUGGAAGAGGCGGCUGAGAGUGGGGAUGACAAAAAGCCACCUCUGCCUGAGCCGUCUGCGGCAGAGGAGGAGAUGGAGAUGGAGACAGAGGCAGCAGACCUCCCGGAGAAGGAGCAGGAUGAUACAGCUGCCAUGUUGGCGGACUUCAUCGAUUGUCCGCCCGAUGACGACAAGCCACCACCUGACACAGAGCCUGACUCCUAGCCCUCUGCCACGCUCCCUCACCUCAUUGCCAAUAAAGUUAUGUCCUUGGGUA
Molecule: messenger RNA, 3526 nt
Organism: Erinaceus europaeus (western European hedgehog)
Lineage: Eukaryota; Metazoa; Chordata; Mammalia; Eulipotyphla; Erinaceidae
Gene: PELP1
Product: proline, glutamate and leucine rich protein 1
Exons: 17
Coding region: 52-3474 (1140 amino acids)
Biological process (GO): rRNA processing
Cellular component (GO): nucleus
Source: RefSeq, a predicted model, not a curated record